This is a messenger RNA of Oryza brachyantha (malo sina), 1724 nucleotides long. RefSeq names its product probable V-type proton ATPase subunit H. The record is from RefSeq and is a predicted model, not a curated record. The coding region runs from base 85 to 1443 and encodes 452 amino acids. Gene Ontology annotation, molecular function: proton-transporting ATPase activity, rotational mechanism. Lineage: Eukaryota; Viridiplantae; Streptophyta; Magnoliopsida; Poales; Poaceae. The transcript has 12 exons. Gene Ontology annotation, biological process: proton transmembrane transport. Gene Ontology annotation, cellular component: vacuolar proton-transporting V-type ATPase, V1 domain.
CUUCCUCUUCUCCUCGCUUCCCCGUCGCCGCGAACCUCCCGAUCCCUCCUCCGCUCGCCCAUCGCGCCAGGUGGGCUCGCGGCGAUGGAUCACGCGGAGCUGACCACCGAGCAGGUUCUCAAGAGGGAUAUUCCAUGGGAGUCAUACAUGGCAAAUAAGCUGAUUUCUGGGACAUGUCUUCAGCUUUUGCGACGUUAUGAUCACAAACCAGAAAGCCAACGAGGUCCUUUGCUUGAUGAGGAUGGGCCAUCCUAUGUUCGUGUGUUUCUGAAUAUCUUGCGGAACAUCUCCAAGGAAGAGACUGUUGAAUAUGUACUUGCCCUGAUUGAUGAGAUGCUUGCAGCAAAUCCUAAACGAGCAGCACUGUUCUAUGAUAAAUCUCUCUCUGGUGAAGACAUCUACGAUCCUUUCCUAAGAUUGCUCUUGAAAGGUAACUGGUUCGUGCAAGAAAAAAGUUGUAAAAUAUUGACCCAAAUAAUAAGUGCACGCCCCAAGAUUCAGAAUGGCAUAAUUCCAAAUGGAGAGGCUUCAAAUUCAAAGAGCAAGCUAACAUCUACUCAAGAUGUGUUAAGAGGUUUGGUUGAUUGGCUCUGUUCUCAGCUGAGGAAUCCUACCCACCCAAACUGUUCUGUUCCAACUGCUAUGCAUUGCCUUGCCACUUUGCUGAGAGAGCAAUAUGUUAGAGCUUUAUUUGUUCAGGCAGACGGUGUAAAACUGCUCAUUCCUUUAAUUUCUCCAGCUUCCACGCAACAGUCAAUCCAGCUUCUCUACGAAACUUCCCUCUGCAUCUGGCUUUUAUCCUUUUAUGAUGCAGCAGUUGAUUAUUUAUCUACUACAAGGGUCAUGCCAAGACUUGUAGAGGUUGUGAAAGGUUCUACAAAAGAGAAGGUUGUCAGAGUUGUUAUCAUGUCUAUCCGUAACUUACUAGCAAAGGGUGCAUUUGCUGCCCAAAUGAUUGAUCUCGGAUUGCCGCACAUAGUACAAAAUUUGAAAGCUCAAGCAUGGACUGAUGAGGAUUUAUUAGAUGCACUGAAUCAGCUAGAAAUUGGACUCAAAGACAACCUGAAGAAGUUGAGUUCAUUUGAGAAGUACAAGCAACAAGUUCUUCUUGGCCAUCUUGACUGGUCUCCAAUGCACAAAGACCCAAGUUUCUGGCGCGAAAACAUUAAUAAUUUUGAAGAAAAUGAUUUUCAGAUUCUACGUGUGCUUAUGACAAUCAUCGACACAUCAAGCGACACAACUGCUCUUGCUGUCGCCUGCUAUGACCUCUCACAGUUCCUCCAGUACCAUCCUUCUGGACGCAUAGUGGUGGCAGACCUGAAGGCGAAGGAUCGUGUCAUGAAGCUCAUGAACCAUGAAAAUGGCGAAGUGAGGAAGAAUGCCCUACUUUGUGUGCAGAGGCUUUUCCUUGGUGCGAAGUACGCGAGCUUCCUGCAGACUUGAGACCGAGACAGGAACUCAUAUGAAGUUUUGUAUUUAUGCUUUAGAGCCAGAGAAACCCCAGACAAUUUGUCAUAAGUGGUGAAACGAGAAAGGCAGACCUCGAAAAUUCAUGUCUAGUAUAUCCUGUUAUUUGAUUUACUGAACCGAUGUAUAAUAAAUAAUCAGCCAUUCCUUGCUCGAUGUAAUAAAGUGUCACAGAGCUUGAUUUUUCCUUUCCUCUGAAGAUGUUUUUGUCCGAGGAAGCACGCACGUGUCAUGUAUAAUAUUUCCAAUUUUUGUGA